GAGCUAUUUUAGUAUUUAUAGUACUACUUUAUCACCUCUGAUUAAAUCCUAACCUAAACCACAUACAAUAUGUUACUCCAUAGACGUUUCCACUUGUGCGAGAAAUAGUAUUUAAAAAUAUGAAGUUAUUUUCGUACAUUUUAUUCGUAAUUUUUAUUGUUGGAAGUGAGACGAAGAAAUUCACAAGAUGCAGACUGGCCACCGAAUUAAUUAAAACGAAAUUUAUCGAAAAGACCUUUUUGGGUAAUUGGGUUUGCCUCAUAGAAAAAGUAAGCAACCGUGACACAAAAGCCUUCGUAGUGACUCCCAGUGGAAAGAAAUUUUAUGGACUGUAUCAGAUACCGAGCAGAUGGUGCAGAGAGGGUAAAAAAGGAGGCGACUGUAACAUAGCAUGUGAAUCGCUACUCGACGACGACAUUAGAGACGAUACAGCCUGCGCUGUCAAUAUAUUUCACGAGGAAGGCUUUAAGUAUUGGACGCAAUGGACCAACAGAUGCAAGAAUGAUAAUCAUAUAACUACUGAAAUUUACAAAUGUCCAGAUCUUAUGUCACGAAGGAGUAACCCAGAGAGCCCACUUCAGAGUGAGAAUUUGAGGGUUAAAAGAAAACUUUCCAGAGUUGGCAUGGAGCGUUCAAGAGCAUCCAGCUAUUACGGGCUCCAAUAGUUACCGACAUAUUUGUUGUUUUUUUUACCUAUUUACAUAAACUGUUUUUGGUGAUUGAAA
This is a messenger RNA of Vanessa tameamea, 725 nucleotides long. RefSeq names its product lysozyme-like. The transcript has 5 exons. The record is from RefSeq and is a predicted model, not a curated record. Gene Ontology annotation, molecular function: lysozyme activity. NCBI's taxonomy places the organism in Eukaryota, Metazoa, Arthropoda, Insecta, Lepidoptera, Nymphalidae. The coding region runs from base 120 to 665 and encodes 181 amino acids.